Messenger RNA from Fulmarus glacialis (Northern fulmar), 4726 nucleotides. RefSeq names its product obscurin-like. Gene Ontology annotation, biological process: protein phosphorylation. The transcript has 11 exons. NCBI's taxonomy places the organism in Eukaryota, Metazoa, Chordata, Aves, Procellariiformes, Procellariidae. The annotation marks the transcript as partial. The record is from RefSeq and is a predicted model, not a curated record. Gene Ontology annotation, molecular function: protein kinase activity; ATP binding.
GGCACUUCAUUGCUGACAGACAGCAGCAGGCUCCAUCAAGGGAAGGAAGGAACAACAUAUUUCUUAGUCGUGGACAAUGCUGCCUUGGAAGAUGGUGGUGUUUAUACCUGUGUUGCCAAAAAUGCAGGAGGGGAGGUUUUGUGCAAAGCAGAGCUUAUCGUACACGAAGCAGCAAAGAAAGUGGCCACCAGGCGAAAGCUCCAUUCCCUUUAUGAGGUUAAGCAGGAGAUUGGAAGAGGCUGCUUCAGCUUUGUGAAACGAGUUGUGCACAAAGGGAACAGAGUGUCUUGUGCUGCCAAAUUCAUACCUCUACGAAGCAAAACGAAGGCUCGAGCGCAUCAAGAGAGGGAUAUUCUUGCCUCUCUGUCCCACGACAGAAUUACCAGGCUCCUGGAUCAGUUUGAAACGCGGAAAACACUGAUUUUGAUUCUGGAGUUAUGCUCCAGUGAAGAGCUCCUUGACCGUUUAUUCAAGAAGAGUGUCGUCACUGAAGCAGAGGUCAAAUUGUAUAUCAAGCAAAUUUUGGAAGGAAUCAAAUAUCUUCAUGACAACAACGUCCUUCAUUUGGACAUUAAGCCACUGAAUAUCCUCAUGGUUUAUCCUGAAAGGGAAGACCUUAAGCUCUGUGACUUCGGAUUUGCUCAGAAGAUAACGCCCUUUGAACCUCAAUUCAGCAAAUACGGGUCUCCGGAGUUUGUUGCCCCAGAAAUUGUUUCUCAGUCACCAGUGUCAAAAGCAACCGAUAUCUGGGCUGUUGGAGUCAUCACGUAUUUAAGCCUAACAUGCAAGUCUCCAUUUGCUGGGGAGAACGACAGAGGAACCCUUCUAAAUAUCCAGAACGGGGAAAUUUCAUGGACCAUUCCUGAUUUUGUUCACUUGAGUGAAGAUGCAAAGGACUUUAUGAAAGGGAUCCUACAGCAGCACCCCAAAGCCAGGCCUAGUGCUUUGGACUGUCUUUCCCACAAGUGGUUCAUGCGUAAUCUCCCCCUCGAAGCAGCUCAUUUCAUUAAUACCAAGCAGCUCAAAUUCAUUGUGGCUCGGAGCAAGUGGCAGCGGUCUCUGAUGUGCUAUAAAUCCAUACUGGUAAUGCGAUCUAUCCCAGAAAUCCUAGAAAGGACUCACGACAACACCUCCCUGGCCAUCUCCCGACAUCUGAUUGAAGAAAGCACUUCGUCCAGUACCAGCGGCUCCUCUUCAGACAAUGAGAACUCGCAUUUCCCCAAGAAGAGGCACUUUGGCUCUACACCCGAACUGCACUUGUCCAUAUUUGAUGCAUUGAGCCAUCAGGAACCUCCAAAACAUGCAAGUGAAGAGAAGCACUCCAAAAUCUCCGUCCCUCCAGUAAAACCCAUGAGGAGGAAGUACGCUUCAAUGAAAGCUGAGGUGGGGGACAAAUCACCUACAGAAAGCAAAGAGCUCACGGCAAGUAUCCUAAAGGAGAAAGAGGAGGGGCUCCAUCCCAGACUUCAAGUUGAAAGAACAGAGCAGGCCCAAAGAAGCAGUGCUGCUGAGCCUUCAUCAGUGAGGACUUCCACAGAAAGCACAUCACAUCUAUGUCAGAAAGAAAAACCAGACAUAUUUUUGUCUGAUAAGGACAGAAUUGAAAAGGCUGGGGAUGGGACAGAAAAGCCACCUGUCUGUGUUCCUAGACAGAGUGUCAUUAAAAGCACUUUCUACAGCCAAGCAGCUGAGCUACCUGCAAGGGGGCCUUCCUCACCAGGCAGGGAGUUCAGAAGGCACCUGGACAGAGCCAGAAGGACCUUCCGGAAAGCUGGAUAUUCAAAGGUGCCCCUCAGUGGUCUCCGUGAACCCCUUCUAGAGCAGUUCGAACUGGAAGAAGAAGAAGAAGGAAAGUCUGACGAUGGAGAUGAUCACAGGGAAAGUCUGCUUGGUUCCUUGACCAAAUCAGCUUCAUUUGACACUGCAAGAAAACCACCACAUCCUGCCAUUGCUGGUGCUAGCCGAAGCCGCUCCCUGGAUGACUACAGGCUGAGAGCCUCAAGAUCAGUGAGGGAACAAGAUAUUUUGGAAGAAGACUGUGAUAUAUUGUCACAGGAAAGUUGCCCUGAAGGCAGCGACCACUGCGACACUUCUGCAGGGCCUGGCAAGGGAUGUUCUGUAGAUGCUUCAAAGCAAGAGGACUUUAGAAGAGCCCACAAGGAUUGUUCAGAAGAUCAGCCCCCUCUUUCCACACAAUGUGAGGGUAAUGGGUGCCCAGCUGUUUUUGUGCAACAGCUAGAGAGGCUUCCAGUGUCACCUCAUAGGAGCGAGAAUAGGAAACAUUUACUGAAGAAGUCAAAAGCUGCUUACAUUGAGGAGGAAGUUGAAGAUUUGGAAGGCAAAAGCCCCAUUCUAACUGCCCAGAGCUCAGAUGUAACCGCAUCAUCAGCUCAAAAACGUGAAAGCAUGGAGGGUAAAUCUUCCCCUGGCAGUGCCUCUGACACUGCUUUUCAGGAGGGCAAACAGUCCGUUUCAACCCUCACACGGUCAGAGACCACCUCCAAGCCAGCCCCUACAAGUGAGGGAGGUGUGUGUCUGCCCCAGGAAGCUGCUCACAGUACCGACAUCCACCCGGAUCUAAAAGGUGGAAGCUUGCUUAUCAAAAGGACAGCCCCAGUUCCACCUUGGAAAGACAAAAGGCAGAAACAUUCACAUGAGAAGACUUCUGCUCACAGUGUUGCCAAAUCUGAUCUCACGCAGCAUGAAAGCUCUGCUGUUUUAACAGGCCCACAAACAGAAACGGAUGCACUUCCAGUAUGUAAAGACAAAAGUCAGGAACUUCCUGGUCAAAGUGUUCCAGCAACUACUGUCUUGGUGGGCAAACGGCCAGGUACCCUGACUGCUCUGCACACAGCUGAGGAAGGUGCUCAUCAGAAGCUGAAGCCCUAUAAAGAGGUGAGAUCUGCUGUCCUGGAGGAUGAAGGACCAGGUAUUAUGGGAAUCACUCCACCGUCAGCCCAUGAUCGUGAAAGCCAAGUGCACAAGAGGGCUCCUGUUCAUGUAGACACAGCAUCUGCCGUCCUGAAGGGAGAGCAUCUCGUUGUUCCAAAAGUCCCACCACCAAAUUCAAUGCCGACUUCGGUCUCCGAUGGAGCACGGCAGGCUGAAAGGGAAUGGCCAGCUCACAGCAAGGAGAGGCUUGCUGCUCUGAGGAGUGAAAGCUCAGCUGUCGCAGAGGUUGUUCCCAGUGUGGCCCGUGAGGCUGAAAUCGAGAGAGCUGAACCCCAGAAGGUUUCUGAAGACAGUGGCACGGUGCCUGCUGUUCUGGAGAGCAGACACCCAGCUAGAACUGUGUCCUCCCAAAAUACUGGCCUCCCUUCAGUCUGUGAGAGUAAAAAGCAAGAACACCCAAAGGCAUCACUUCGCAGUGAGGUGAGAUCUGUUGUGACAGCAAGUGGAAGCCAAGCAGCUGGACAGACUAUGCCUGCUCCUUUCCCCAAGGCUGGACACCAAGUGUUUGAACAGCACAGGGCAGCCUACCCCAGUGGCAGUGUUUCUGCUGAUCUGGAGGGUGGGCCUCCAGUCUUAACUGCUUCACAACCAGAAGAUGCUCCAGCUUCAGUCUAUGAGCUAGAAUAUGAGGAACAUCCAAAGGUUUAUGGUGAGGGUAGAGGCGUUGCCUUAGAAAGUGGAAGCUGUGAUGCCAGAAAAACUGUCCCACCGUCGCUCCGCAGGGAUCAAAGCCAGGAGCUCUCACAUCACAGGUCUUCUUUUUACAGUGAUGAGGAGUCUGCUGUGCUGGAGGGCUUAGUGGAUGAGAUGGUUUCCCUCUCUGAAGAGAUGAAUGUUUGGGCAGAGUCAGUGUCUGGUGAGGAGGAAUGCAGAAAGCACAUCUCUCCUCCCACAGAGAUGUUCUACAAAGGCCCAGGUAGCCAAGCACCCAUGGACACCUCCUUCCCUUCUGUCCAAGGGGGUAAAAGAGGAGAAGUCUCUGAGCUGGAUGACCUUGCAGAACCCUAUCUUGUCGUGAGUGAGGAGUCAGUGGUACUGGAAGGGCAGGGAGCACAGACGGUUCCUCAUGAAUGUGAGCAUCUGGAGGACUUAGCAUUUGAGAGCCCCACUUCUAGCCCAGUGAGUGUUUCCUCAACAGAUAGCUUGGACACUGGAAAAAGACCCAGUCAAGUGUCAGUGAGCAAGGACACUGGUAAACACCCAGAAGUUUCUUUAGUGAAAAUCAAAGACCUGUCGGAUGAAACACCCAGUCUUGGCAGUGGAACUCCAAAAUUUGACAUAUCAGAGGUAGAGCCUGCCUAUUUGAAUUUCUCUGACUUGUAUGACAUUGUCUAUUUUCCAUUUGAAUUUAUGAACUAUAGGAAGCCUCCACCUAAACCAACUGGUCGACGGUUUAUACCUUUUGGUGAAAGGGCAAGGUCACCUCCUGCAGGACAUUUGCAUAAGGACAAAAGACUGUGCAUCAGAGAAGAGGCAGAGGACAAGAACAGGAAGAACCAUUUGGAAAUAUCUGAGGAUUCAAAGGCAACUAACUUAUUAGCCAUGGGGAAAGUGUCAGAGAGUGAUAAAGAAAUGUAUGGCCCCCAAAAGGACUCCAGUGGUAAGCAGAAAAGCUCCUUCUGCAACAAGCCAGGACUCUUUAAACCGUAUGCAAGGUCUCAUUCAGUGGAGCAGUCAGUGGAGCAGAGUCUGAAGAAGAAAGUGAAAGCUUCUGUUGCCCAUAUUUCAAGAAUCCUAAAAGGAAAGACAUCUCCUGAGCCAGAAGCAGAGGAAG